Messenger RNA from Parnassius mnemosyne (clouded apollo), 363 nucleotides. Lineage: Eukaryota; Metazoa; Arthropoda; Insecta; Lepidoptera; Papilionidae. The record is from the annotation of a GenBank genome assembly.
AUGGCGUCGUUUACAGCCGACGAACUAGCCGACUUUUUUAGUCGAGCCUGCCCCGACAUCUGGGCUAUGUUUAUUGCACAGCGCAAUGCCCGUCCCUCGCCCGAGCCCGCACUCGAGUCUGCGCCUCUAGUCGGACCGUCCACCCAACGUGUUUGGCGCCUCAUCGACCGUCGGACCGUGCGAAUCGAGGAUCCUCUGUCGCUGAGCACCGGACCUACAACUACUCCCCCUCGUCUCGCACCGCCGCUCCGGCAAAAAUGCCUGGCCCCGCGACGUGCGCUCAACCCCCUAAGUCUGCGGCCAAGCCCGCAGCGAAUGGGUCCCCUGCUAAACGUAGGAAAAAGCCGCCGCCACCCAUCAUAG